CACGUUCCAAAGACAUGCUGGUAGGUUAAUUGGCUCCUGUCUAAAUUGUCCCUAUAUGUGUAUGUAUGAAUGUAAAAGGACAAAUCCUGUAUGGUAAUUCCAGUGAAAGACUGUAUCAUACAGGGGCGGACUGACAACUCAUGGGGCCCCCGUGCAAUAGGGGAUCGUGAGGCCCCUGUGUCCUCGCCUAUACUCAAACCACACCCAAAAAAGCCAGUGAAAGGUACCAGGGGCAUCUCAUGGGGCCCCUUACUGACUCCGGGCCCUCAGGCAGUGCCCGAGUUUCCGAAU
This is a messenger RNA of Staurois parvus, 291 nucleotides long. The record is from the annotation of a GenBank genome assembly. NCBI's taxonomy places the organism in Eukaryota, Metazoa, Chordata, Amphibia, Anura, Ranidae.